Salvia splendens (bonfire salvia) is the source of this 1290-nucleotide messenger RNA. RefSeq names its product phenylacetaldehyde reductase. The coding region runs from base 188 to 1225 and encodes 345 amino acids. Gene Ontology annotation, molecular function: oxidoreductase activity, acting on the CH-OH group of donors, NAD or NADP as acceptor. The record is from RefSeq and is a predicted model, not a curated record. Lineage: Eukaryota; Viridiplantae; Streptophyta; Magnoliopsida; Lamiales; Lamiaceae. The transcript is spliced from 4 exons.
ACCACUUCUUUGGACCUUGAACAAAAUCAGUUGCAUGGCGGCAAUCCAAAUACAGUUAUACUAAUAGACGACGAAUCGUGGUUGCAUAUGAUAUUCCGCUAUUGGAAGAUGACAAAGAGGCCGCCCAUUUCUCCUCUCUAUUUGACCUUCAUUUCUCCAUAUAGACACACAGAGAGAGAAAUCAGAAAUGGAAAAGGUAGUAUGUGUUACAGGAGCAUCCGGCUACAUAGCGUCUUGGUUGAUUAAGCUUCUCCUCCAGCGUCGCUACACUGUUAAGGCCACCGUCAGGAACCUCCGUGACUCAAGCAAGGUUGCGCAUCUAACAUCACUCGAAGGAGCGAAUGAGAAAUUGCGUUUAUACGAAGCCGACUUACUCGAGGAAGGAUCCUUCGAUUCUGCAGUUGAUGGCUGCCAAACAGUCUUUCACACUGCAUCACCCGUUGCCCUUUCCGUUUCCGAUCCACAGGUUCUCAUCCCUAAUCUAAUUCCCCCUUUCAUUAAUGGUGUGAAUUACUCCAUUGAUUACACAUUUUGGCAUCUCCAGACACAGCUAAUUGAUCAUGCGCUCAAGGGCACCGUCAAUUCCUGCAUUAAAUCAUCAACCAUCAAUAGAGUUGUCAUCACAUCUUCGAUUGCAUCCGUUAUGUUCAACCACGAUUCGUUAAACCUAAGUGAUGAUGUUAUAGUAGACGAGACAAUGUUUUCGGAUCCAAUCUUCUGCCGGGAGAAGAAGGAAUGGUAUGCUCUGUCUAAAACUCUAGCUGAGACAGCGACGUGGAAAAUGGCGCGAGAGAAUGGGCUGGACUUGGUUACAUUACACCCAGGCUUCACCAUUGGCCCUCCCCUGCAGCCAUCUCUCAACUUGAGCUGUGUUGCUCUUCUCAAUCUCAUCAAACAAGGAAAACAGUUGCUGCCUAAUGGUGUGUACCGGUAUGUUGAUGUUCGAGACGUUGCUCUUGCACAUAUUAUAGCAAUGGAGAAUCCUUCUGCGAACGGCAGAUACUGCCUGGUUGGGAGGGUGGCUUAUUCGUUUGAAGCAUUCGACAUUUUGAAACUCAAUUUCCCUUCUCUCAACCUCCCAACAACCGAGAAUCGGCCGACUAAGCCCCCUUACCAAGUAUCUAGAAAGAGAGCUGAAAGUUUGGGCAUCAGUUUUAGGCCUCUUGAGGAGAGUCUCAAGGACUCUGUUGAAUGCUUCCGGGACAGAAAUUUGAUUACCUUGUGAAGUAGUAGUAGUAGUAGUACUUAAUUCUUGUUGUUUCUGAUAUAAUUAGGCCCUGUUCUUCAUCU